UCGCGCUACGUUGCGCUCGCGCAAGAGGGCGUGGGCUGGCGGCGCCGGGUACGCGCAGGGAGCGCGCGCCCCCGAGCAAGGGAAGGAGGGGCUGGUGACAGUGCGGAGCGAUUGCCAGCGUCCGCGCCCCGGGAGCGGCCGGACGGAAGAGAAGGUUCGCCAGACGCCGGUCGGCUGCCUGACCCUUCGGACUCAACCCCGAGCCGAGCGGCCGCGGCUUCUGGUUGGUUGAGGAGACGAAGCGGCCACCUCGGGAAGAUGUUUAACGUGGAGUCUGUGGAGCGGGUGGAGCUGUGCGAGAGCCUGCUCACUUGGAUCCAGACUUUUAAUGUGGAUACACCAUGCCAGACCGUGGAAGAUUUAACGAACGGCGUUGUGAUGUCCCAGGUUCUUCAGAAGAUAGAUCCUGCAUAUUUCGAUGAUAAUUGGCUAAACAGAAUCAAAACUGAAGUAGGAGACAAUUGGAGGUUAAAGAUUAGCAAUUUGAAGAAAAUUUUAAAAGGCAUCUUGGAUUACAAUCAUGAGAUUUUAGGACAGCAGAUUAAUGACUUUACCCUUCCUGAUGUGAACCUUAUUGGGGAGCAUUCUGACGCAGCAGAGCUCGGGAGGAUGCUCCAGCUCAUCCUAGGCUGUGCUGUGAACUGUGAACAGAAGCAAGAGUACAUUCAAGCCAUUAUGAUGAUGGAGGAAUCUGUUCAGCAUGUCGUCAUGACAGCCAUUCAAGAGCUGAUGAGUAAGGAGUCUCCUGUCUCUGCUGGAAGCGAUGCCUAUGUUGACCUCGAUCGCCAGUUGAAGAAAACUACAGAAGAACUAAAUGAAGCUUUGUCAGCAAAGGAAGAAAUUGCUCAAAGAUGUCAUGAACUGGAUAUGCAGGUUGCAGCUCUGCAAGAGGAGAAAAGUAGUUUAUUGGCAGAAAAUCAGAUAUUAAUGGAACGACUCAAUCAAUCUGACUCUAUAGAAGAUCCCAAUAGUCCAGCAGGAAGAAGACAUUUGCAACUUCAGACUCAGUUAGAACAGCUGCAAGAAGAAACAUUCAGACUAGAAGCAGCCAAAGACGAUUAUCGAAUACGCUGUGAGGAGCUAGAAAAAGAAAUCUCUGAGCUUCGGCAGCAGAACGAUGAGCUGACCACCUUGGCAGAUGAAGCUCAGGCUCUAAAGGAUGAAAUCGAUGUUCUCAGACACUCUUCUGAUAAAGUAUCUAAACUAGAAGGUCAAGUCGAAUCUUAUAAGAAGAAGCUGGAAGACCUUGGAGAUCUGAGGCGGCAGGUUAAGCUCUUGGAAGAAAAGAAUACGAUGUACAUGCAGAACACUGUCAGUCUGGAGGAAGAAUUAAGAAAAGCUAAUGCCGCCCGGGGUCAGCUGGAGACAUACAAGAGACAGGUUGUAGAGCUGCAAAAUAGAUUAUCUGAUGAAUCAAAGAAAGCAGAUAAGUUAGAUUUUGAAUAUAAGCGACUAAAAGAAAAAGUUGAUGGUCUUCAGAAAGAAAAGGAUAGGUUAAGAACGGAAAGGGAUUCUCUGAAGGAAACCAUUGAAGAGCUGCGUUGUGUGCAGGCUCAGGAGGGACAGCUCACCACUCAAGGGUUGAUGCCUCUGGGAAGCCAGGAGUCUUCAGACAGCCUUGCAGCAGAGAUUGUUACCCCUGAAAUCAGGGAGAAACUUAUUCGUCUUCAGCAUGAGAAUAAGAUGCUAAAAAUCAAUCAAGAAGGUUCAGACAAUGAGAAAAUUGCCUUAUUGCAGAGCCUUCUAGAUGAUGCAAAUCUACGCAAGAAUGAGCUGGAAACUGAGAACAGGCUUGUGAAUCAGAGACUUCUAGAAGUACAGUCACAAGUAGAAGAACUGCAAAAAUCUCUGCAGGAUCAAGGCUCAAAAGCAGAAGAUUCAGUUCUUCUAAAAAAGAAGCUUGAAGAACAUCUAGAGAAGCUGCACGAAGCCAACAAUGAGCUACAGAAAAAGAGAGCCAUCAUUGAAGACCUCGAGCCAAGAUUUAACAACAGCUCCUUAAGAAUUGAAGAAUUGCAAGAAGCUUUACGGAAGAAAGAAGAAGAAAUGAAGCAAAUGGAAGAACGCUACAAAAAGUACUUAGAGAAAGCCAAAAGUGUUAUCCGUACAUUAGACCCUAAACAGAAUCAAGGAGCAGCACCAGAAAUACAAGCUCUUAAAAACCAACUACAGGAACGAGACCGACUCUUUCAUUCAUUAGAGAAAGAAUAUGAAAAAACGAAGAGUCAAAGAGACAUGGAGGAGAAAUACAUUGUUAGUGCCUGGUACAAUAUGGGAAUGACUCUACAUAAAAAGGCGGCUGAAGACAGACUAGCUAGCACAGGUUCAGGGCAGUCAUUUCUGGCUAGGCAAAGACAAGCAACCAGCACAAGAAGAUCCUACCCAGGCCAUGUCCAGCCAGCCACAGCAAGGUAGAAAGGUCUUGCCACUAGGAAUUUUUAAAAAGCAUACUUCUGUUACAUAUAACAACAUUUCAGGAAAUUCAGCCAGCUUGUUUUAUUUCUCUCCUGUGUUAAUAUUUAGUGUUUCUCAUGUGAGGAUUUUACUCUCUUGUAUCUUUUAGUUACUUUGUCCUUUACUUUAUGGUCUUUUCAGUUCCUUUUAAUGUGCCAAAAAUUUGUAAAUGUACAAUUAAAAGUGUUGUAUAAUAGUGUAAUACUUUUUCUUUGUAUGAAAAUGUCUUCUUCCCCAUUUGUGUGGGCUUUGUAAAGAAUCGGGUUUUCUGCCAAUAAUUGAUACACAAUUUAUAUUCUUUAUCGUGCCUACUGUGUUACCAUACUUUAUAAGAAUGUCUUUGUUUAAAGGGAAUUAAUCUUUUUAUGGUGUAUUAAUCUGUGUUUUCGAUUGUUUUCCAAAUGCACUUCAGAUAACUUAAAUAUUUACUGUACUAUACGAAGUGGUGUCAAAUGCACUUUUUGCAAAGACGAAUACAUUGGCAGAGGUGCUAGUCAGACCGGGGGCACCUGGCCGGAUCACUCAGAGGGGAGAAAUUAAACUUAUUCUAAGGUUUGGAGUUCUUAUGUGAAAUUUCCUUCUUUCUUGCUGUAUUGUUUGCUGGCAGAAGUGAAAUUGGUGAAGAUAUUAGGAUAGAAAGUACAGAGGAUACGAACUUGGCAGGAUUUUUUUUCUUCCUUUGGAAUAUCUUAGUAGCAAAGAAUCAGAUUCUAGCCAUGCACUUUCAAUUGCUCUCCACGUGUAAAAGAUUUAUUUUCAUAUAGGUAGCCUUAUCUUUGGGGCAGUUCUUUGACUAUGCCUCAUAUGUUUUAUAUAUUCUGUGAGCCUUUCCUUUUCUUAAUUAAUCUUGGAUAGCUGACAUCUUAAUUCAAUUAACAUCAGUACAUGACUCUCUAUAUGUAAUGUUACGACAGAGCUCUUUAUGGUUUUUCUUAACUCUACCUACAAGUCCAAAAAUUGGUAAGAGGAGAGAUUUUCUUGGGUAUGUGGUUGUUCAAAGUGCUUACCUUGUAUGCCACAUUCAUUUACAUAGGUGAAUGUCUAUUAAGCAAUCAUGUGAAGUUCUUCGUCUAUAUAGGGAAUUAUAUAAUUUUAAACUAUCAUUUAUUUGAAAAUGAUCUACCUUUUGUGUUUUCCUAUAUUGAUUUGUGAAUUUGAUCCUGAAUUAUAUUGACGGUUUCUUCCAGCCUUUUUCUUGUUACAUACCAUACUUUUUAAAGAAAAAAAAUAACUGAAAUUAGGUCAGAGGGUUCUUUUGUUUGUUUUUAGGUAAAUAAGUGGAAGAUGUUAUUUAUGGACUUACUGUUUGUAAGUUCUGAUGUCACUUAGUUCUAUAUAAAAGACAAAUAAUUUAACUCAACUUUAAUGUGAUUAAGAAUUUUCAGAAACCAUAUUCAAGCGCUUCAUUUUAACUCCCUCCUCUUUUAUAAGAAUAUUGACCUAGAAAUUCAUCCUGCAUGUUUGUCUUACUUUUAUAGACAGUCUUAUGUAGCCCGGGCUGCCAUGAAUACAUGCUCCUCUUAAAGAUAGGUGUGAACUAACAUACUAAGCUCAGAGGAUUUUUUUUCUUUAAAAAGGGUAUCAGAACUUAGAGAAAGGACACUACUAAUCACAAAGCUUCUCUUUAAAAACAACAACAAAUGUCCCUCACAGCAAAUGUUGAAGCGCAUUAGGGUGUCUGCCUGGGCAGACCGAAGCAGCAAGCAUGGGAGAGUGGAAAGUGCUACACUAGGGCAAGGCACACAGGCCUGAUACUUGAGGUCUGGUUUUUUUGUUUGUUUGUUUGUUUGUUUCAAGACAAUCUAGCUAUAUUACUACACAGACCGCCUCAAAUCCUUUGACUCAACACCAUCCUCCUGCCUCUGCCAACCAAAAGGCUGAGAUUAUGGUAUGUGCCACCAUGUCCACAUGGUAGAUCAAGUUUGAAAAUAAAAGAAUAAAAAUUGGGGCCAGCACAUGGCUCAGCCAGAAGAGUAGAAUUUGUGGCCAAGCCUGCUGCCCUGAGCUCAGUUUCUGUGGCCCAGGUGACGAGGGGACAAGCACCUCCCAGGUGUCCUCUGGCCUCCACACUCAACAGAUGCAGGUGCACACACAAAUAAGUAGGUUUAAAUAGUUCUCACUCCACCUUUAGUUCACAGAAUACCUGAGAUUCAACCAUUUUUAAAGCAAAUUAGUCUACGAUUCCUGGUCUUAACAAAAUUAUUGGUUGUUGAGAAAUUAUACCUGGAGAAUAACAUGAAUGUAAAUACAGGAGACUCUUGAAGCCACUCGUCAACUAGAUUUUACCUCUGAGGUAAGAACAUCUCACUGUUUUGAUUUUUAUUUUCUACUUACCUGGCCUCUCUUUGAACACACCCACCUACCCAGAUAUUUUAUGUAGAUGUUUUGGAAAUAUCUCAAGCUAUCAGAAGGAAAUUGAGCUUCUGGUUUUCUGUUUUUGUUUUUUCAGCAUCUGUUUUGUGCUAAUUUCAGUGUUUGUAGCCUUCACUGUUGUGUGCUCUGUCUUUAAUGUUUGGUGGAUUUCCUUCAGUAAAUGGGAGAAAUAUCACUCAUGAUAUUUCAGAAUAAAAUAAAACAUGCUUUCAUAAGAAACAGCAUCUGAAUAUACUUUAGGCGACAUAAAGCCAGGAAUAAAACUUACCUGUGACAGUGGCACCUUUCCCACUGUGUGGCUUAGGUCAGGAUGUAGGGGACUGCAGUUUCCCUGGUAGAGAUCAGGGAAGUUGCAGGUGCCCUGGUGAGCAUGGUGUCUCCUGCCGGGAGGUCAGUGCUGCUGGGCUGCACCUCCACCACCACCUGUGCUUUCUAAAGCCUUCUGCUCCUCUGCUUUCCUAAAGCCUUUCUGCUCUGUCCCAUGGAUCUUGUCCUGGCAUUAGCAAGGGGAUGAGGGCACUGUCAUUGUGUCACAGGGAUGAGCUGUCACCAGCAUCUGAGUUCUUGUAAGAAGCUUAUUUUCUGUGCCUUCUAAGCAGGGUUUACCAAGAAAAAAAAAGUAAAGCAAAUUACUUUUAAAAAUGGCCAUUAUAUUCUACAGUAUACACUUAUGGUUAGUAAGAAAACAAUCCAGUAAAUAUCAUCGUUUCUUGGAUCUGAAAUGAAAAUAACUUAAUUCACUUGUACAUAUUUAAAAAUAAUUUUUAAAAACUGUGCCUGGAAAGUUGCUCAGCAUUUAAGAGCAUUUAUUGUACUUCCAAGGAACUCAGGAGCAGUUCCUGACAUGGAAGUGCAUAACCAACCAUCUAUAGGGAAUCUGAUACCAUCUUCUGAUCUCCACAGGCACCAGGCACACAUAUGACGUACAUACACGCAUACAGGCAAAACAUUCAUUCUUAUAAAACAAAUCUAUAAAAAGAAAGUUUAAACUGGGUCAAAAUUUUCUUUUGUCUAAUUACUGAACAGUAAUAAAAAUGAGUUUUGAGUCCCUAAAUAAAUGAUCCAUAUUCCAAACUUAAUCAAGAUUGAAUUAUUUCUGUUAUCUUGUGUAAAAAUCAGCUUACUGCAAUAAUUAAAUUGUAAUGAGGAUAACAUUGUCCAAUUUCCAUGAAGUUGUUUGGUUAAUGUAAUUAGAGCUCAGCUGCACAAAGUCCAGCUAGCUGGUCAGUCAGAACCACCAGUCCUGAUUUCACUGUGGUUCGAGGUGCAUGCUGUGCAAGUCCAGGCAAGCGAGGGAUCACGUCUGAGACAAGUCAGGUGAGCAGUCGGAUGCCCUCUGAGAAAAAUCUUAUUUACCUUUUCAAUAGUAGUCUGAGUUAGUCUUGUUAAGUAAAGGUGAAGUAUUUGUGAGGGCUAGGAUGCAGCUCGGUUGGUAUAAUAAUACUUGCCUAAUAUACAUGAAAUACUAGAUUCAACCCCUAGCAUCAUAUAAACUGGGUGCGUAUGCCUGUAAAGAGUAUGGAGUCAGUUUGGCUAUAUGAAAUUCUGUCUUAAAAAAAAUAAUUAAAUUGUGUGUGUGAUCACUUCUCGGCCUUUUGGCUAAGAUCAAGUGUAAAUUGUGUGUGUGUGUGCGUGUGUGUGUGUGUGUGUGUGUGUGUGUGUAUAAAAUUCUUUUGUAGAAUCUCUUGCUUUCACAUAAGCACUGAUCUAUUGUUCAAACAAUAACCAUACUUUAAGCCUUGAAAAUUUUUAUUUCAGCAUGAGUUAGUAAUCAAAACAAAUAUUAAAAUAUCUUCUUUACUUUCCAUGUUUAAUCUUCUUUUUUUUUUCAGAUCAUGUAGUUCACAAAUGUAAUUAUGCCCAAUUUGGAAAUGUGGGACUUACCUGAACAUCUAUAAUCCAUACCUCAUAUAAACCAAUCUAGUCAGUAUCUAUUUGAUUUAAAAACAUAAUUUGACCAUACAGUGAUAGGAAAAUAUUUAGCAUCGUUUUUGCUACCCUAUGUGGAACUUGUGUCCAGUUCCAAGUAUUUGGAAUCUUUAUCCUCAUAUAAUGAAGUUUUUUUUUUCAUCUAUAGAUACCCAUCAACCUGAUUCAGCCUUGUGCUUACCAGUGAACCCUAUGUGGUAUCUAGGCUCAUCCCGGACCUGGGAGCCUGAGGCUGGAAAGAUGCAAGUUAGAAGCCAGCCUGGGCUGUACAGUGAGACCUUGUGUCAGCACUUAGGAGACAGAGACAGGAGAUCUCUCUGCGUUCAAAGCCAGCCUGGUCUACACAGGGAGACCCUGUCUCAACAAAAUAAAAUAACAACAUAAAAGAGUGUGCCAAACAAAAUAGAAUGGGAGUGAGGCCUGUUAUCAACAAUACUCAAGACCCUAUGGCCAGUCCCCAGUACUGAUGAACGAACCAAUGAAUGAAUGAAUGAAUGAAUGAAUGAAGUGGGAUAUCUGAAUCUAUAACAAUUAUUUAAUCAUAUUCUCUUUUCCUUUUCAUGACUUAAAGGGCUUUUUAAAAAAAAAAUCUAAUAAAAAUACCCUCGUUAACUGCAGUCCAUCACAAUUAAAGUGACUCAAUCCUUUUGUUUGUUUGUUUGGUUAGUUGGUUUGGUUUGGUUUUUUGUUUUCUUGUCAACCCAAUUUUAUUACAUUUAGAAAGAAGUUUUAGAACUUACUCUUUUAAACUUAUUUGAAUAUCCUACUUUUUGACGAGAGGAAGGCUAUUUUCAAUGCAUUCAAUACAUCUCACACAAUAUUUUACUUUUUUAUAAUCAAUAUUUAACUGAUGGAUGUUUUUCAUUGAAUAUUUGUCCAAUUUUAACACAAUAAUGUUUUAAGUUUUUUAACGAAUAUUCUACAGGUUUCAAAAGCCUGUAAGAAAAUUUGCCAGUCACUAACUUGCUUGCUAACAGCAUAGCCAAUUUCUAACUCUCUCGGCCUCUAACCCUCUUAUCAUCAGUCUUGUGGUUAGUGUCUCAUGUAUAAGAUGAAAGACAACACAAAGGCAAUAGCAUUUCUUGCUUGUAAGUCAUUAAUCAUGUCACGGGACAUGUGUACUGAUUGUUUUAAAACACCUUUUCAUCAGUCCAAUUUAUAGUAUUAUGAAUAGGAAACCAUACAUUUUAUAUUUAAUGGUUUUUAAAUAUGAAUAUAUGUGGAUUCUCCAGUUACACCAAAUUAAUAGAGGGACAUUGGUUUGAGAAAUGACAGGCCUGAACCUAAUUAUGGAUUGUAUAUGAAGUUUGGAAAUUAUAUGGGGGUCCAUAAAUAUAUAUGGUUUAUAUAAAUUUAUGUUAUAUAAAUCUUGCAUAUGUAUGUGUAUAUGUGUAUGUAUUUGUGUGUAUAUGUAUACAUAUAUAUGUGUAUAUAUAUGUAUGUAUGUAUACUUAGAACUAGACAUACCAAGAUUGCUUUACAUGUCUCAUUCCAGUAUUUUCUGUUUUCUUACAGAUUUAGUAAUGUCCUGUAAGGUUAACUCUGAAUAUAGUAUGUAAAUGAGAAUAGAAAUAAAAAAAAAAGUAACAGAUGGCUAUUAAGACAAAUCCAUGUUGGAGAAUAGAGUGGCUAUUGGGAUAAAUAGUAGCCUAAUUAGCAAAUGUUAAGCCAAGAGAAGCACUCAGACAGUGUCUCAGUAGAUGGCCCUUAAGUUUUAGUCAACAAAAUAUUCUAUUGUUAUUACACACUUAUUUGAUAAAAGAUAAAAGACAAAAACUAAUUUCAAAUUGUCUUUAGGUGAGUAUUAACUAAGCAUAUAAUCUAUAUAUUAGUGGGAGGGAGAACAUUUUCUUUUCCUUUUAUAACUAUUAAGCAAUUAACUACUUAGUCUAACAGUUGAGAAAUUUAGGAUGUUAAAGAAACUCUGACUGAAUAAGACAAGAAGAAAUUUAUGAUGACUGAAAUUAUCACCAGCUUCCCAAUGUGUAUCUAUAUCACACUUGUUAUAGUUUACACACUGUUGUUUUAAUAUUAUUUCCCCCUAAAAAUGUGUUGUACCUCCACAAAAUACCUGUAAAUGAAGACAAAAGUGGACUUUCAAAAGCAUAUUCAAAAGUAAGCCUUUAUGUAUUUGAUUCAUUCCAUUACCACAGGCUCACAAGCAAGUGUUUGUGUCUGAAAUUGGAGGUGCCCAUCAUCUCAAAAUCCCCCUCCCAUAAAGUGGGAAUUAUUAAAACCCAAAUUAUAUCUAUUUCAAACGUAAAGGAAUUAAAUGAGAAGAACAAGCGAGUGAGUAAAAGACAAAUCCCCUGGCAUGCUGAGGGCACUGCACACACCCACAAGAUGUCUGAUCGGACUCCCCGAGAAAGCUCUGAGCUGACAGCAGACUGGAAAGAACCCACGUUCUUCAUGUGCUUGGAAGCCUCCACAGGGGUCACUGUAUGUCCUUUCCAUAGUUGGUUUUAUUAGAGACAGGCAUCUUACUUAAUGUCAUCUACCAUCCUCCUCAGUAUAGGUUGUUUAUACUACGCAGUCUCAGCACCUCACUAAUCCUGGAUAAUGCUUCCUCUCCUCUUCUGCUCUGCUUGGUGUUUCCAGCUGGCGCCUCAGUGUCAUGAGUCUGGAAAUUCACGGGUAACUGGCCUUGCUACCGUCGUACUAGAACAGUGCUGUGAAGCCAGCUUUUGGGUUUUGUGCUGGGAAUUGAGCCUAGGGCCUCUUGCACUCUAGGGCAAGUGCUCUACCACUGAGCUCCGUGCCCUGCACACCAAGUAAAAACACAUUUGAGAACUGUUCUCAUGAAAAAAAAAAAUACUAAACACUUUCUGUUUAAUGAGAUUUUUCUUACCCAUUGAGGUGUUGUCUCUUAAAUAAAAUCCUCUAGACUGUCCCUACUUGUUUUUUCCCCACUAUUGCAAAUCCCAACAAGAGAAGGAAACAAGACAUUCCAGUAAUUAAGCAAUCAGAUCAUCUAAAAAUGGAGCAAAGGUGAUUUAGAAAGGAAAGCAAUAGAGGUGCCAGGUGUUUCAGAAACAGUAGCUAUACUGUGAUUUGGUUUUUGUUUUGGUUUUUAACCUUGACUUUUUUCAUAAAUUUUUUCUUGGAAAGGUUUCAUCUUAUACUGGUAGUGAGUUUUUAGACCCAGCAUUUUUCCAUUUGCAACUUGAAAGUAGCCUUCAUGUUAGAGACCACUCGCACUGGUGCUUGUCUAAGGAGCAGUAACUCAUGAUUACUGCCAGAGAAUGGGGAGUUGGCUCAUAAAAACACUUUGGUUUUGCUUUGUUUUAAAAAAAAAGAAAAUACACGUGUUUUAAUAGUGUAAAAAGUUUGUGUCUUUUGGGCCAAGGAGUCUAGCUCCAGUAAGAGAGCAUGUGACUAAAUUGCACAAGACUACCUGGCUCCAGUCCAGAGUCAAAGUCUGGCAGCUGACUCUCUCUCUCUCUCUCUCUCUCUCUCUCUCACACACACACACACACACACACAGAGAGAGAGAGAGAGAGAGAGAGAGAGAGAGAGAGAGAGAGAGAGAGAGAGAGAGAUGAAGUUUACUUGAAGUUAAUCACAUAGAAGGAAGCAACAUUGAAAUAGAGACAUCUACAUCCAGCUUUAAGGAAAUAGAGACCUUGUUCUCCUUUCCAGUGUUAAAACUUAGCAAGCCAGGUUGGUGGCACACACCCAUAAUCCCAACAGCAGGCUCAGGCACCAGGAUCACAAGUUUGAAUUCCGAUGAGGCAACAGAAGAUGCAAAUCCAGCCUGCCUCAAAACAGAAACAAUUGCAGGAGUACAAAACAAUAUACAGUGUUUUAAGCAUCAUGUAUAUAAAUGUUCAAUGGAUAAGUUUCUAAGUGUCCUAACUUGUAGCUUUUUGUGAUCUACUUAGAGUGGGUUACAGUCCAAGUCAGUACCUUCUGCCAUGUGUGCCAGUCUUAAUUCUAGCACUUAAAAGGCUGGCAUAAGAGGAUUUCCCCAAGGCAAGGCCAUUCAGGGCUGUAUGGUGAAAUUCCACUCCACUUUAGCACUCUAAUCAUGUGUCGGUUGUUCAGUGCUCAUGUGUGUGCAGUGGACAGCAUGGAUAUAGGCUGUUCCUUCAGUGCAGAAAACUAUGCCAGAAAAGGAAAGAAAACACAGGUCAGUAACUAGCAGUUGCUAAAGGAUUUAACAGGUAAAAAGUAUUUCUUCCUUGUAAAAAUUUUGUACCAAUACUUUGGCCUUGGAAAAAAAACAAAGCCCCAUAUUGUGAGUUUUUUAGUAUAUGCUUCCUAACACAAAUUAUCAAUGCUUUAUCAAUUGAUAUAAUUAAAUCAUUUUAUAAAUCAUUUCAUAAUAUUUUCAGUCAUUUCUCCCUUUCAUAUUUUUUAAAUUGAUUGUAUUAGUUGUCAUCCAGGAGAAACUGAUAAUAAAUAUUUAAUUUAUUCUCAAAAAUUAGUAAACAUCAUGGUCCCAUAUUAUUUAAAUCUAUAUCUUAUGAAAGUCACUGUUUCUGCCCUAUAAGCUUUAAAUUCAUGUUUGGCUGUCUUCUACUUCAAAAGUACAGUUAAGGCCAGAUAAUUAGGUUAUUUGGUCCCCGGCUCUUACUUACUCAAAUGAUGAGUCAGUUGUUUUAUUCUGAAUGAAGCAGACAUUUGCUAUUACAGAAUAUGCUUAACUCAUGAAAACAUUGGAAAUAUGAACUGAGUUUACUUCACUAUACUAAAGUACGUAAUUUAAUUUGAAAGAUUAUACUGACCUUUUCAAAUAAAACUAAGGGACAUCUUUUAAAUGUGUCUGGCUGUGUUAGUUUUGUUUUGUUUUUGCUUUUCUGGAGUUUUGCAGUGUUGGAGAUCCAACCUAAGGCCUUGCAUAUUAGAGUACUCUGGUUUUUUCUUGAGACAGCCUCUCUUUAGUCUCAGCUGGCCCAGAACUCACUGAGAUCCUCCUACCCUGCGUCCUGAGUACUAGGGUUAAAGGUGUGGUCUACCACUCUCUACUUCAGCUCUAAUUCUUUUGAGUCAGACUGAGCUUAGUAGAGCCUUUACUGCACACAAGUGGCAGUGCUUUCUCUUUCUCUUCUAAAGGUUCAUGAUCAGGCAGCAAAAUCAGAACAGUAUUGUCAAUUUCCAAACAAGUCAUGAGAUUAUUACUAUAAUUCAGGUACAGAUGAGCAAAUGACACGUAUGAGUUCAUUUUUCUUGAGAGUCGAAUUGAAUAUGUAUUCCACAAAGACUCAUUGGUUAAGGAUAAUUUUCAUAUGCUCUUAAGUAAGUAACAUUUUAUUAUAAAUGUAGGAAAUGACUGUACACAGAUCCCAGUCAGUGACCUGGUACUUAACUUCCAUAACAAUUUACUUUGGUUUUUUUUCAUAGAUUUAGUUUCUUACAAUUCAGAUGUACUAAAAUUCAUUGUCAUUCCUAAGUUUGGCAUUUAUGGAUUCUAUAAUUCAUAAUAAUUUGUACUGUGAAGAAUAACUUCCAGGUUUAUUGCAGAUCUCCCAUUGUUAGAUUGCCAACCAUUUAUAACAUCCAUCUUUUGUUAUGUAAGAGAUUCCCACGAUUGAACUGAUAGUUUUGAGGUUUUAUUCCUUGUCAUUGUAAUCUAGAAACGAUGUCACUUCAGGUUCUGCAUUCCUCACCUCAACUCAGAUUUAACAAAACUGUACGUAACGGUGUUCAAGCGUUUCCCUCCUGUUUACCAAGUUUGCCAGGCUUGAGUCUCGUGCGUCUUCCCACUGUUUAGCUGAGGAAAAUGACUUAGAGACUUCAGUUAAAAAUGUAUGUAAAGUCACAAAAAUGAACUUGUAAAGGUAGGGUUUUUUGGGUUUUUUCAAUCCUACAUUUCCUUCUGGUUUAUUUUGAUUUUAUGACUGCCAACUUGUUAUAUAUGAGUGUUUAUAUAUGCAUAUAAUAUAUGUAUAUGAAAAAGUUAAGAUUUGGUCAAACUAUAUUUUCCCACUCAAGUACAAAAAACUGUUUUCAAGGCUGCAAAAAGUGUACAGUUGUUAAACAAGUUGUAAAUAAAGACUUGUAUAAAAUCCA
Messenger RNA from Apodemus sylvaticus (European woodmouse), 12768 nucleotides. It is a transcript of the gene Hook3, whose product is annotated as hook microtubule tethering protein 3. The record is from RefSeq and is a predicted model, not a curated record. Gene Ontology annotation, molecular function: dynein light intermediate chain binding; microtubule binding. NCBI's taxonomy places the organism in Eukaryota, Metazoa, Chordata, Mammalia, Rodentia, Muridae. Gene Ontology annotation, cellular component: cytoplasm; centrosome. The transcript has 22 exons. The coding region runs from base 259 to 2415 and encodes 718 amino acids. Gene Ontology annotation, biological process: cytoplasmic microtubule organization; cytoskeleton-dependent intracellular transport.